Molecule: messenger RNA, 920 nt
Organism: Cuscuta campestris
Lineage: Eukaryota; Viridiplantae; Streptophyta; Magnoliopsida; Solanales; Convolvulaceae
Source: the annotation of a GenBank genome assembly
CAGCUUUUACAGAGGCUCUUCAACUCCGGCGCAUGCAUUUAUGGAAGUGGAAUCAACAAUUUCCCAUUUCGCAUUCAUUCCCUCUCCAACACAACUAAUCAAAAGGUUCGAAUUUAGAAAACAAUGAAUGGAAGAGACAGACCAGACAGCUUCGCAUCAACUUAAAGCCACUGCAAUUCAAUGGGUUUUCCCCGGAAAAGAGUUCGCGCCAUUCGCAUUCGUCGUGGCCCCGACGGAAGUGCUUUCCAACAAUGCGAAAGCUGUGGCCUUUCAGUGGCAAUCUCUCUGGCUGACAUGCAUGAAUGUGGAGCGACAAGAGUUUCCAUCAAGAAGCCCAGAACACAACGCCGGAGCGAUACCGGAAAAGAACAUCGGGUUGAAAACAGCCAAGAUUUCACGAGGUUUCAGGAUCAACCCAGAUCCGCAUUUCGGUUAUUCAUGGAGCAGUUUGCCAAGACAUGCCAUGAUGGGGAUGAAAUUGCUGUUGAUAGGAGAGGGUUUGAGACCUGGAGAAACAUGUCUAAAAUGGAGAGGCAACCCUAUGAGCUUCGAGCUGAGAAGAUAUGUUCAGCUUACUUGAAUUGCCUAAUGGAAGAGGAGAAUAAUAUGCCAAAGGUGAAUGAUGAGGCUGAAUCAGUUGAAGUUAAUAACUAUGAGGAGAGUUAUGAAGAUGUUACGUGCUCUGAUGAUUCUGAUGGAUUUUUGAGGUGUUCACAUGAAAGCAAGAACCUAAGCUCCUAUUUAAAAUGGAAAUUGAAGCACACUUGGUUGUUUUGUUGAAAACCCAGAUGGUUCAUAAUAUCACUCACUCAUGAUAUAGAAGCAGGCUUUUGUAAGUACUAGUACUAUGUACCUGAGAGGCUCAAGGUUAUUUCUUGUUUGUUGACUAACUCUUUUUUCAAUAAUGCUAUGUUCACAUC